AUGUCAUUACACCGAGAUCAGAAACCUUGCACUGAAAGAACCAAUUUCAACACUGUUCACUAUCUAUCUAUCUAUCUAUCUAAUCUAAUCUAUCACAGACUGUUCACUAUCUAUCUAUCUAUCUAUCUAUCUAAUCUAAUCUAUCACAGACUACUGUUCACUAUCUAUCUAUCUAUCUAUCUAUCUAAUCUAAUCUAUCACAGACUGUUCACUAUCUAUCUAUCUAUCUAUCUAUCUAAUCUAAUCUAUCACAGACUACUGUUCACUAUCUAUCUAUCUAUCUAUCUAUCUAAUCUAAUCUAUCACAGACUACUGUUCACUAUCUAUCUAUCUAUCUAUCUAUCUAAUCUAAUCUAUCACAGACUACUGUUCACUAUCUAUCUAUCUAUCUAUCUAUCUAAUCUAUCUAUCACAGACUACUGUUCACUAUCUAUCUAUCUAUCUAUCUAUCUAUCUAUCUAUCUAAUCUAUCACAGACUGUUCACUAUCUAUCUAUCUAUCUAUCUAUCUAAUCUAAUCUAUCACAGACUUUCACUAUCUAUCUAUCUAUCUAUCUAUCUAUCUAUCUAUCUAUCUAAUCUAAUCUAA
Acanthosepion pharaonis is the source of this 588-nucleotide messenger RNA. NCBI's taxonomy places the organism in Eukaryota, Metazoa, Mollusca, Cephalopoda, Sepiida, Sepiidae. The record is from the annotation of a GenBank genome assembly.